AACAUACCCCACUCUCCCCUACCUUUUGUAUAUCUCAAACAGUCCGUAUGUUGUCCAGGAGGGCAGCCACGUGUGUUUAGAAGCAGAGGAUCACUGAUUUGAACCUAGUAUGGGGCAGUUGGAGAGUAGAGGAAAUUAAUCUGUUAGCAGCACACUCACCCCCGUUACAGUGGUGCCUGUGGCCCGGAUCGGCAGCUGGGCUCAGCUCAACGGCCGGGGUAGCGAGUUUAAAAGGGGUGAGUGUAAUAGAGUUAAUAUGAAUUUACCGUAAGCUCACUCCACAGCUAGUUUGAAAUGUUGCCGAUGUAGCUAACCAAUUGGUACCUUUUGUUUAGCUCAAACGGUUGGUACGUUGUCAAAUACACAUUGUCAAAUUAAAUAUCAAUUUAAUAAAGUUUAUUUUUGUAAGUGUCCAUUGACAAAAUUUGCUAUAGUUUUUUUUUACUACUAAUACUGUUGUUACUACCGUUGCUACAGUACAUGUGAUGUUCCUUUACGUCACUACAAUUGUUGUCUGCAUAACUGCAUUUAACCAUGAUGAUCUCCAUUGUUUUCAAAGAAGUUAUGGGAAAGAUUCAAGGGAACUCCUUGCCAUAACCAGUUUAUCUCAGGUGAUUCACACAAAUGUUUCGCAUUGAGAGCACACACUCAACACAAUCAUUAAAAAAAGUGCAGUUAUAUUAAACAACAUACUGGUCCUGUCUAUGUGGAUAUCAAAAUAAACACAAAAGCUGCAUGUGCUUUCCUGACAGCCCAUACAAGGUCAAGGGAGACUGUUUGAAAUGGAUGUAUGGAAAUGGUAUUCCUAGACCCUCUUGUCCCCUCCCAGAGCAUUAACUUCUAUUGUAGAAGGGUUAUCCCUGAGAUUUUACUGUAAAUACUACAGAACUAGCAGCCAUUAGGCUACACGUUGUGAAUUCAACAGGUUUUCGAAUAGUUAAAAAAAUAUAUAUAAAGAUGAGUUUUAUGGUUUAUCUUAUUUAUUCAGCGUACAACACUUGCAUCAUCUGUCUCUCGCUCUCCCUCUUUUGUUGUCGUUCGUUGCUACUAAUGGUUUGGCCCACAAAGCCAGUCAUUGCUGGCUCUGCUGCCAUGGCUACCAGGAAAUACUCUCGGUCGCCAGAGAGUAGUGUGUGUGUGUGUGUGAGAGAGAGGGAGAGAGAGAGAACGUGACAGUCCAGAGCUGUGAGAGACCACCACACAGAACACAACAACAGAUUAAUUAGAACAGGUUUGAGUGGUAGUGGUAGUACCCAGAGCAGACAGAGACCGGAGACGGCAGACAGGGACCGGAGACGGCAGACAGGGACCGGAGACGGCAGACAGGGUAUCUGGAAAAAUGGCUUCCUGUGGGUCAGCAACCCUCCUGCCUCCGGUCAAGAGUGUGAUGGUCUACAGGAACGGGGACCCCUUCUACUCCGGCAGGAGGUUUGUAGUCAACCAUCGACAGGUGUCCACCAUGGAGGCGUUUCUCAAUGACGUGACCCACUGCAUUCAGGCGCCGCUGGCCGUGAGGACCCUGUACACCCCCCGGCAGGGUCACCGGGUCAGGGAGCUGCAUGACCUCCAGACCGGGGCCCAGUACGUGGCCGCAGGCUUCGAGAGGUUCAAGAAGCUUGAUUAUUUGAACACAGGGCUGAAGAAGCAGCCUGUACCCAUGGGAGAAGGAGCUCGGGCAAGAUUACUUCACAGACCGAAUGUGUCAGCAAAAUGGAGAAAGUAUAUUCCUCUACCCUGUAUCAUACAUGUUUUCCGCAACGAAGAUCUUCGCUGCUUGCCAUUCCGUUUCAUAAUUCCCAGGACCUGGCAGCACGACCUGGAUCAGAUCCUCGGUCUAGUCACAGAGAAGGCCAGUUUACGUACUGGAGCCGUGCGCAGGUUGUGCACUCUAGAGGGUGUAACUGUGUCCAGUGCAGACGAGCUGGUGAGUGGCCAGUUCUACGUGGCUGUGGGAGCAGAGAGGUUCAAGAAGCUUCCCUACGUGGAGCUGUUGGUUCCUAAAGCCUCUGAGAGAAAUGACCCUGGAAAUAGAAGGCUGUCAAGGAGAUAUAAGGGCAGGAAGGCAGCCAGUGGCCCUGAGGACAGCUACAGUGACUCUGCUCUCCUGGACUCUCCAGAGUUGGAUGGGCGGAGUGUGAAGUCCACUGGGGAUGAGGUGGGGGAGACGGCUCUCCCAUCCAUCCAGAGGAGUCCAGUGAAGGAGGAGAGCUCUAUCUUCUACGCCAAACCAGUGAAAGUCCGAGUGAGGAACAGAGGCCAUCCCAGGCCUCCACCAAGGACUGGACCAGCCCAGGCCAGUGUGUUCAGAGCUGUACGGAGGAAGAGAGAGGAGGUGCAGGGGGCUGAGGAGGUGCUGGAGGAUGAGAACACGGCAGUAGAUGUUCCCGUUGACCAGAGAGUGGCAGAGACAGUAGAGGACGAGGACCUUAUUGGGAGAAAUCCUACUCAUUCCAACAGCCAAGAUCAGUUGGAAUCAUCGACUGAGAAAGACAGGAACUCACCUGAAAAUACCAGCUCUUCAAUCUGCAAAGAGGAUGUUAUCGGUGGGAGCCCUACGCUUGAUACAGAAAUGCCACAGGCAAACACAUCCCUGGAGCAUGAGAUGAACUCUACUGCAGAUCCAUCUGUCCACAAAAAUGAAGGCGCUGCCUUAGAGAGUUGUGUGUCUGCUACUGAUUCGCCAGAGGAGCUGAAGACGGAGCCAAAGCCAACCACUCCACACCCAAGGGCUUCUUCGUCAUCAACAUCCUCCGCAUCUCAAAGUUCUCCGAAAAGCGGGGGUAUCCAAGGAAACCGUUCGAGUAUUUGAUCAGGCUCGAUUGAAUAGGGAGUCCUCAUACCCUCCACCGGACACCUUAAUGAAGCAGUCCGGUCCCUCCAACAAGCACCUUAAUGAAGCAGUCCGGUCCCUCCAACAAGCACCUUAAUGAAGCAGUCCGGUCCCUCCAACAACCACCUUAAUGAAGCAGUCCGGUCCCUCCAACAAGCACCUUAAUGAAGCAGUCCGGUCCCUCCAACAAGCACCUUAAUGAAGCAGUCCGGUCCCUCCAACAAGCACCUUAAUGAAGCAGUCCGGUCCCUCCAACAAGCACCUUAAUGAAGCAGUCCGGUCCCUCCAACAAGCACCUUAAUGAAGCAGUCCGGUCCCUCCAACAAGCACCUUAAUGAAGCAGUCCGGUCCCUCCAACAAGCACCUUAAUGAAGCAGUCCGGUCCCUCCAACAAGCACCUUAAUGAAGCAGUCCGGUCCCUCCAACAAGCACCUUAAUGAAGCAGUCCGGUCCC
Molecule: messenger RNA, 3284 nt
Organism: Salmo salar (Atlantic salmon)
Lineage: Eukaryota; Metazoa; Chordata; Actinopteri; Salmoniformes; Salmonidae
Product: doublecortin domain-containing protein 2B
Biological process (GO): intracellular signal transduction
Cellular component (GO): microtubule; microtubule organizing center
Source: RefSeq, a predicted model, not a curated record